UUAUGUUAGUCUAUGUGUCCAGAGGAAUGUGUAUGUUUUUAACUGAUUUUAUUUAAAGUUUCAUAAUAAAUACUUCUCCUGCAGGUUUUCCUAGGUGGGAACACAGAAGUCAAAGCUCUGCAGAGGAGAGUUUACAUUUUUCACCUCUGGUUUUACACAGAUGGUUCAAAAUCAGCACAUUGGAUUAUUUCUGGAGAUUACAGGAGAGCUGCAUCCAAUUUUCACAGUAGAAUGCAGAUUUUUUUUUAUGAUUUUUGCACAUUUCUGGCACUUUUUAAGUGCUGUCUCAGCCUGCCCCCAGCAACAUACCCCUCAACUCUCAGGAUGAUUUUGGGAUGCUCUACAUCACUUCAUCCCAAUCAAACCCAAAAAAAGCACAUUCAAUAAGACAAACCAACUCCAGAAAACAAUCUUGGGGAGGGAAAAAAACCUGAUUGAAAGCCAAAAAUUAUUCCAGGUUGGGUUUUUCCCCCCCAUCUUGAGAUGAUGCUCAGGAAUAAAUCUCAGCAGGUGAAAAUCUCCCCAGAGAAAACUCAAGGCUUCCACUCGAAUGAAUGCAGCAUUGUCUGUUGUUGUUUUUAAAGGGAUUGAUUAAGUGGGUGGAAAACCUGAAAUAUUUUCAUUUGGGGGUAAGAUCAAACUAAAUUCUCCAUCUUUCAGCUCCGUCCCAUCACCCUUCCAGACCCCGCAAUGUACCCAGCGUCUGUCCCAGUCAGGAGCUGCACCAGGAGUAAACCACGUGGGACAUAAAGGAUGAGAAAAAUCAAAUUUGGGGCAGUAAACACCCAGCCUUGACCCCACCAAGCAAGCCAGCUGCUCCUCUCCACGCUGUGCCACCUCGACCAGGUGUCCCCAUGGAGUGAGCCCGCACGGGGGUCCCGGCAGCUGUGCCAGCACGGGGGGACGCUGGCUGCCAGCACCGCCAGCAUGAGCGACUUUUGGCACAAGCUGGGCUGCUGCGUGGUGGAGAAGCCCCAGCCCAAGAAAAGGAGGAGACGGAUCGACCGCUCCAUGAUCGGGGAGCCCAUGAACUUCGUCCACCUGACACACAUCGGCUCCGGAGACAUGGCUGCAGGAGAGGGGCUGCCCAUGACUGGUGCUGUCCAGGAGAUGAGGUCCAAGGGCGGCCGGGAGCGACAGUGGAGCAACUCCCGUGUGUUGUAGUGUAUUCCUGGCUUUUUCAGCCCAAACUUGAACUGCCUGAUCCCCCCGCUGGAGGAGAAGCCCACCUUGAGUGCUUUAACCCCGCGGUAUUUAUGCAGCACCAUCCUCACCCAGCUCCCGGUGGCUUUGGGUCAUCGUCCCUCUGGAAAAUCCCUCCUUCCCAGAGGCACUGGCCGGUGACGUGGGGAGGGAGUGGGGACAGCAGCCCCCAUCUCCUGCCCCGCCUGCAAAGGACACAGCCGCCCCCCUGAGACGGGCCAGGAGCUGCCAGGCGCAGCCCACGUGUGCCAAACCCUCCCAGUUUUCCCUUUUCCCACUCCCGUGUCUCCCAUGGGCUGCAUGGUGGUGCCUCAGUUUCCCCAGGGAAUCAGUUAUGGUGCAGAGGCAGAUUUGGUGCCUCCCAGAACAUCACAGAGGAGCAAAACCAGGAUUAAGCCCUGAUAUUCUGGUGCCAAACCAGAAUUAAUCCCAAGAUGUUCUGGUGUCAAACCAGGAUUUGAUGUCAAACCGGGAUUAAACCCCAAUUCUUUGGAGCAGAACCGGGAUUAAACCCCGAUGCUUUGGUGCCAAACCCGGAUCAAACCCCAGUGCUCCGGUGUCUCAGCGUCACCGAGCCCACAGUGCCUCCAGCCGGCAUUCCCACCGCCGCCAAACUCCCACCUCCCUCCUUUUUUUAGGAUAUGUUCUUGUUUUUAAGCUCCCAAACCCACCUGAGCAGGCUGGGCAGGACCGUGGUGGGGUCCCCUCCACCCGGGAUUGUCCCCGGCCGAGGCCGGACAGGGCCUGAGCCGAGAAGGGCUCCGGAAUUCAGGCGCGGGUGUACAUAGUUUAAUUAGCGCCAGGAUUAAAUAUUAAAUAGCACGUGCUGGGUGACAGAGCCUUUCCCCUGCCCUGUGCUCCGCAGGGAGACGGGCUUGUCCAGCCCCGUGUCACGCUUGGGUCAGGGGUUUUUGGGACAAACAUUCCACUCUGGAGAUAAAUGCCUUGUGCUGGCCCAGG
Molecule: messenger RNA, 2163 nt
Organism: Parus major (Great Tit)
Lineage: Eukaryota; Metazoa; Chordata; Aves; Passeriformes; Paridae
Gene: CDC42SE1
Product: CDC42 small effector 1
Exons: 5
Coding region: 928-1164 (78 amino acids)
Biological process (GO): regulation of Rho protein signal transduction
Cellular component (GO): plasma membrane
Molecular function (GO): small GTPase binding
Source: RefSeq, a predicted model, not a curated record